AUGGUCAGAGACUACAGACAUGAUGCAGGAGAUGGUCAGAGACUGCAGACAUAAUACAGGAGCUGGUCAGAGACUGCAUACAUACUACAAGAGAUGGUCAGAGACUGCGGACAUACUACAAGUGAUGGUCAGAGACUGCAGACAUGAUACAGGAGAUGGUCAGAGACUGCAGACAUGAUACAGGAGAUGGUCAGAAAUUGCGGACAUGAUACAGGAGAUGGUCAGAGACUGCGGACAUGGUACAGGAGCCUGUCGGAGACUGCAGAUAUGAUACAGGAGAUAGUCACAGA
Messenger RNA from Staurois parvus, 290 nucleotides. The record is from the annotation of a GenBank genome assembly. NCBI's taxonomy places the organism in Eukaryota, Metazoa, Chordata, Amphibia, Anura, Ranidae.